This is a messenger RNA of Patella vulgata (common limpet), 564 nucleotides long. RefSeq lists its product as uncharacterized. Bases 1 to 564 code for a protein of 187 amino acids. The record is from RefSeq and is a predicted model, not a curated record. Lineage: Eukaryota; Metazoa; Mollusca; Gastropoda; Patellidae. The transcript has 5 exons.
AUGAGUGAAGAGAAUAUAUUGGUCGGUAGAAACGCGUGUUAUACUAGUAGGAAAUCAAUUCAAGAAAUCCUAUAUACCAUGUCAACUACCGACGUUGAUUUCCCAACUGUUACAAGGGUCAAACAGACGGUGAUUAAGGAGUUGGAAAAGUUAAAAACUGCCGAUGGUGAUUAUCUAAAGCAAAUUGAUGGUUACAUCGAAAAUCUGCGAAAGGCCGAUAUAACCAUCAGAAGUCAAAAUGUUUUAAGAAAGAAUAGUGAGAUUUGUUCAGGUGAAACCCCAAAAUCAUCCCUUGAAAAAUCCAUGAAGGUCCCAUUUCUUGAAACACUUAUACAAAAUAUUAAUGACCGAUUUGUGGACAGUCCUGUCAUGGAAUCGUUUUCAAUCUUUAAACCAAACUACCAUCAAGCCAAGUGUUUUAAGGUCCUCCCUCCACACACUGCAGACUGUGAAAGAGAUUUUUCUCAGAUGAAAAUCAUAAAAAACAGUCUUCGCAAUAGACUGACAGAAUCAUCUUUAGUGACACAAAAAAUGGAGUUCGAAGAGAAACAUCAAAAAUAUUAG